Stegostoma tigrinum is the source of this 4593-nucleotide messenger RNA. It is a transcript of the gene sppl3, whose product is annotated as signal peptide peptidase 3. Gene Ontology annotation, molecular function: aspartic endopeptidase activity, intramembrane cleaving. The coding region runs from base 1862 to 3040 and encodes 392 amino acids. The record is from RefSeq and is a predicted model, not a curated record. Gene Ontology annotation, cellular component: Golgi-associated vesicle membrane; lumenal side of endoplasmic reticulum membrane; cytoplasmic side of endoplasmic reticulum membrane. The transcript is spliced from 11 exons. NCBI's taxonomy places the organism in Eukaryota, Metazoa, Chordata, Chondrichthyes, Orectolobiformes, Stegostomatidae. Gene Ontology annotation, biological process: membrane protein proteolysis.
CAGAAUUCUGUGGACCAUGUGGCCUAUUGUUGUGCUGCAAGCAAAACAUAAUGACAUCUUUUUCUGUUAUAAAAUUUAACUUAUGCACAAUGCAAAGAUAUUUCAUUAUUCAACAAUACAAAAAUGUGGUUUUCUUGUUUGUUCGUACGGUUCAGAGACCAUUGUAUGCCAUCCGCAGCAAGAUGAUGAGCAUUUACUCCAUUAAUUUAUGAAGGUUGGGCUUGUACCACAGGACUUUGGAAGAGUAAGAGGCUUGAUUGUGAGGGGAUUUGUCAGAAUGCAUGUGGAAAGGAUGUUCCUUAUGGGACAAAAGUCUGCUAGGGAUACCCUUGAAUCGGCAUUGCAAUGAGGCAAUCCAGGAAGUGUGUCCUGUAAUCAGCGUUGCAGUGAAGCAGUAAGGAUGAGGGUCUUGCCAGUUCUUCUUUGAAAAAAUAAGUAACACUACAAAAAAUCUUUACAUUUAUUGGAUUUUUUUAAAAGAAAGCUACUGUUAGGUGUUAUUUGUAAAUUACUAGAAAUUACAAAAGUGUAUUUUAAGCAUCAGAAAUAGGUGAAGUCAGUACCAUAACAAUAAAGUAAUGUGAGUCAGCCAAAGUAGUGUCAGGGAAGGAAUGUAAACUGAAUGUAAAUUUAAAACUUAACACAAGGCAUGACAGGGAGCCUGUGUCCUACAAGUUUCAUCACCUGUGUUGGGUUCAUUUUUCAGAGACCCUCACAGACUUGAUGUAAGAGCAAGACACUGACCUGGUUACAAAAACGCAAUCCUUUAUUAUUAAGCAAGUACAAGCUGCGGAGGAUCACUGUACGCAACUCUGCACAGAGUGCUGAGUAUCAUGAGCAAUUUCUCCCUGAACAGGAGACAGUCCCCGCUUUUAUACCUACGAUAGUCCUUAAUGAGCCACCUACUACUCAAUGAAUGGGAAAACAUUAGGAAGCUUGGAGAAGCGAAGGGAUCUUCAGGUAAUUGCCCUCAAAUUAUUACAGGGGAUUAGGAGGAUAUUUAAGGCAAACUGGGCACUCCUCUUUAUCAGCCGAGGCAUAGAUUAUUAGAACAGGCAGGUUAUUUUUGGAGUUGCAAAAACUUUGGUUAGGCUACAGCUGGAGUACUUUGUGUACUUCUGCUCACUGCACUUUAGGAUGUGAUUGCACUAGUGAGGUGCAGAGUAGAUUCACCAGGAUGCUGCCUGGAUUGGAGCAUUUUUGGCUAUGAAGAGAUAGUAGGUAAACUAGAGUUGUUUUUAUUUCUGGCGUGGAUAGGGUGGGUAGAAAACUGUGUUCUUCUUAGUUGAAGGGUCAGUAACAAAGCAGUUACCACCUUAACACUUUUAAGGUGGAAGGCAGGAGGCUUAGAGGGGAUUUGAGGAGAAGGUUUUUCACCUAGACAGUGUUGGUGAUCUGGAAUGCAUUGUCUGGGUGGGGAACAGUUGAGGUAGGUAAUUUCACAUCAUUUCUAAUGCUCAUUCAAGUUUUUAUAAAAUGUCUUAAUGUUCAAGCUAUGGCUGUAGUGUAGGAAGUGAGACUAGUGUGGAUUUAACAUAGUUUUGGCAAUCCAGACUCAAUGGGCCAAAGGGCCUCUACUGUACUAAUGAUUUUAAUAGACAAGAUUGAUCUGCAAUGAGGAGGCCCAUUGUUUUAAAAUAAUGGGUCACCCCUUUUAAGACACAAAUGAGGAGAAUUUAUUUUGGAAGGUGUUGGAUCUAGAGACCCCACUGAUUUUUUUCGUAAGCAAGGGCAUGGAAGGUUAUGGGGUAGGCAGGAAUGUAUUGUAAUUAGAUCUGAUGUGAUCUAAUUGAAUAAUGGAUGGAGAUCGAGGGCCCAAGUAGUUUAAUCUUGCUUUUAACGCAUAUGUCUGUAUUGUUGUAUGUGGAGACCUAGAUGUCCGGAAAUCUCAACUGAUAAAAGAGCGACGUGCCAAGGCAGGGCCUAUUCCCUUGUGGAUUCCAGUCAGGUUUCUACCUUCCUCAUCUCGAUUCUACUCAUUGUCUAUGGAAGCUUCAGGUCUCUGAAUAUGGAUUUUGAAAACCAGGAUAAAGAUAAAGAUGUGAAUACUUCAUCUGGCACUUUCAAUGCAAACAAUGCAAACAAUAGUAUCCAGACCAUAGAUUCUACACAAGCUCUAUUCCUUCCUGUAGGGGCAUCAGUGUCUCUCCUAGUGAUGUUCUUCUUCUUCGAUUCCGUUCAAGUAGUCUUUACAAUAUGCACUGCAGUCCUUGCAACAAUAGCAUUUGCCUUUCUGCUGCUUCCGAUGUGCCAGUAUUUAACAAGACCCUGUUCACCUCAGAACAAAAUUUCAUUUGGCUGCUGUGGACGAUUCACUGCUGCUGAACUACUCUCAUUUUCCCUUUCAGUCAUGCUUGUGCUUAUCUGGGUAUUAACAGGGCACUGGCUACUGAUGGAUGCUCUGGCAAUGGGCCUCUGUGUGGCCAUGAUCGCUUUUGUACGAUUGCCAAGUCUUAAAGUUUCCUGCUUGCUGCUUUCUGGACUCCUCAUUUAUGAUGUCUUCUGGGUAUUCUUCUCUGCUUACAUCUUCAACAGCAAUGUGAUGGUGAAGGUGGCCACUCAGCCUGCUGACAAUCCUUUAGAUGUGCUAUCAAGAAAACUUCAUUUGGGACCUAAUGUUGGACGGGAUGUUCCUCGCCUGUCACUACCUGGAAAAUUGGUGUUUCCAAGUUCAACAGGCACCCACUUUUCAAUGCUAGGAAUUGGAGACAUCGUCAUGCCAGGACUUCUGUUAUGCUUUGUGCUUCGAUAUGACAACUAUAAGAAAGUUUCUAACAGCGAGGCUAUUCCACCCAAUAUACCUGGUCGUAUGCAAAAGGUGUCAUAUUUCCAUUGUACUUUGAUUGGUUACUUUGUAGGUCUUCUGACAGCCACUGUAGCAUCCAGAAUUCACCGGGCUGCUCAGCCUGCACUCUUGUAUCUCGUUCCAUUUACACUGCUACCGCUGCUCACCAUGGCUUAUUUAAAGGGUGAUUUACGGCGUAUGUGGUCAGAGCCAUUCCACUCCAAGGCAAACAGUUCUCGAUUUCUGGAAGUAUGAUAGGAUGGAGUGCAGCUAAGAGCAGGAUUGACAUAUGGUGGGCACCAGAAGAUUUGUCAUGUGGUUUCAUUCUUCUCAUCAAGCAAGAUCGGUGCUUAAAUUGUUAACAAAAAUGGUUGUGGAGGAACUUUCUUUUCCUUUUAUGGAAUGCAGACCUUGUACAAUUAAUCCAACCCAUUUGCAGUCUUUGGAUUAGCAACAGACACAUGCCCUACCAUGUAUAUUACAAAUGAAAAAGGAACAAGAAGUCCACCUUUUUAAUGACAAGAUGUCAAAACUAAUCUUGUACAUACAGCUGCCAUAUAGAAGACGCAACUUGAAGAAGCCUGUUCAAAGGGACCAGCACCAAGUCAACGACCGUUUGGUUUGUCUUGAACUUUAGCUUGAAGAAGAAGACAAGGCAGCGACAUACCUUGAAUUCUGUAAUUAUCUGUGCGGUGACUCAUAUUUCCUCCCCUCCCCCCACAGACACAAGUUGGGUGUGCAGUAAAAUCUAUGCUGUAAUUAACUUUACACCUGAUGUUUUGUUGCAAUGAUCCAGAAAAGUAAGGACGCCAAGAUGAAUCAUGUUGUGUACUUAAAUGGCCUGUUGUAAAUUUUAGCAUGUAUAGCAUUAAAUAUUGCUUCAGUAUAAGACCCACUGUUCCCUGUUCCAAGAUGGUCUUUUACCAUAAUCUGUGACUUUAAACACGUAAUUGUAGUUUGCACUUGUACCUGUGUUCAUGACCCCAGUUGAUCUUGCACAAUUAUGAUUGGUGUAGCAAAAAAGUUAACUUUUUAUGGUUUUCCCCAUUUCUUGGUUUGAUUAAUUUAGCUAAUGCAUGUAUCAUAGCAGUACUUGUUAUCUAAACCCUCUUGAUUGUAGUGGUGUAUCCUUGUAAAUAUUUCUUUUUUGUAUACAUUUGUUUAAAUGUGCAUUGUUAGCUCUACAUAUGUUGAUAAGUGUAAUCUUGUCCAAGUUUACAAGCAGUAUCUGUUUUGUACCUUGGGUUUGUAUUCAGUUCACAGAACUUUUUCUGGUAGACAUUGACUUUGACUGCUGUGGUAGCAGGAAUUUAAUAUACAACGGAACGUGAAUCAAACCGAAGGUUUGCGUGUCUCUAGAAUUCCCGUCAUCGUUGUAUGAACAAGAUGGCAACUGUAGUCUUCAAGCCCAGAGAUUUCCUAAUAGAGUGCAAGGCCUGGAACCAAAACGAAUUAAUACAAACAAUGCUUCAAGUUGUUCUUCCAUGCCCACUUCUUCCUGUCCCCAGCCCCCGACAUGUUCUCCUAAACAUACACCCAGAGUGUCAGAUUAUUAUUUUUUAAAGAUGGUAUUGUUUUCUUGAAAACAACUGAGUGUAAUGUUAUUGUGCCGUAGACUAGACAAGCUGAUGAAGCCAUUUUAUAGAUUCUGGCUUUGCUGAAAGCAGCCAGAUGGACUGAAUGAGUACUGUACAAUCCUUGUACAUCAGGUGUGUGUUUCUGGCCCUGGAAAUGAACAAUAUCUUUCAUCUCUACAUAACAUGCGCAGUCAAGAUUCCUUUGUAAAUAAAACCAAAAGUUUAAGUGCA